AUGGGUCCUUCAGAAAACCAUAAGUAUAACUUCAAAAUUCUGAUGCACCAGAACUUGGAUCUGUCCAGGCCUACGCACAAUUCAGCUCUCAUGGCAGUACUGCAGGAGAGUCACGUCGAUGCCUCGGCUACUGUCCCAAAAACAAGAUGGCAAAAGGUCCAGGAAAUCAUCUGGGAUGGGCCACGGCCCAAAGAGGAAAGAAAACUGAUACAACGUCUUGACUUGUUUCUGAUGAGUUGGGCAACCUAUGGGUACUUUAUCAGGCUGCUCGACUCAACAAACAUCACGAAUGCAUAUGUUUCGGGUAUGAGAGAUGAUCUCAACUUCAAAGGACGCGAAUACAACCUGUUGUUCACGUUCUUCACUUCCGGUUACCUGGUCGGGCAAAUCCCGUCUCAGCUUCUGCUCACAAGAAUUCGACCAUCGUGGUACCUCCCAACUCUGGAACUCCUCUGGUCAUGCCUCACCUUCACCUUCGCCGCCGUCCAACACGUCCGCCACGUCUUUGCACUUCGCUUCCUGAUCGGCGUUCUCGAGUCCGGUUUUGCAGUCGGCAUCAUCACAAUCAUGGGCUCAUGGUACACGCCGCGCGAACUCGCAAAACGCAUCGCCAUCUUCUACUCCGCGAGCUACGCAGCCAGCAUGUUCAGCGGCUACCUCCAAGCUGGCAUCUACCGUGGCAUGGACGGACACCUCGGCUUGGCGGGAUGGAGAUGGCUCUUCAUCUUCUGUGGGAUCAUCUCGCUUCCUGGCGCAUUCUGGGGCUUUUAUGCUGCUCCGGACAAUCCUUACGACUGUAAAGUGAGGUGGCUGUCCGCGGAACAGAAGCAGUGGUUCGUCGCGAGAGCGGAGAGAUUCGAGAAGGGUCGUCCUGUUGGGCUCUCCUGGGCCAAGAUCCGCAAGAUCUUUUCGGGCUGGCGGAUCUAUGUCGUUACUCUGACGCUUAUAUCGCACUGUAUCGUCACUCAGCCAUUGAACUAUUUCGCCGUCUGGCUGCAGUCGCUUGAUCGGUUCUCGGUCUACCAGAUGAACCUGUUCCCUACCGCUGCGCAAGCCUUAGGGCUAGUCACAACGCUUGCGUAUGGAUGGAUCUCUGAUGGCCUUGGAGGCAAGCGAUGGCAGAUCCUUGUUGUUCCAGCAACUAUCAACUUUGUGGGCAUGGUUGUCGUUGCUACCUACCCAAACUACGGCGCCGUCUUCUUCGGAUUCGUCAUCAACGCAGCGUCGUGGGGCUUCUGGCCAGUCCUCUAUGCCUGGGUCAACGAGUUCUGCCGCGACGAUGCCGAGGAGAGAGCGAUCGUCAUAGGUGUCGCACAGACCUUUGGACAAGCGUUCAUAGCGUGGGUGCCCUUGCUGAUACUCAACGUCGGCAAGUACGCUCCUAGAUUCCAUCUCGGAUUCAGCGUUAUGAGUGGCAUCUCCGUACUCGAAUUCGCGAUGAUCUUCGUUCUGAGAUACUUCGUCAAGCGUGACGGUGAGCAGAAACAGGCGGCAGAGAACUCAGCGAGUCUCACAGAGGACGCGGUGAAGCACGAGAGCGCUGGCGACACACAUGCAAAGACCGCUGUUGAUGUUGACACCCGCGAGACAUCUUUGUAUGGACGGACUAGCAGGUAG
Cyphellophora attinorum is the source of this 1617-nucleotide messenger RNA. Its product is annotated as Pantothenate transporter liz1. The record is from RefSeq and is a predicted model, not a curated record. The transcript is spliced from 6 exons. NCBI's taxonomy places the organism in Eukaryota, Fungi, Ascomycota, Eurotiomycetes, Chaetothyriales, Cyphellophoraceae. The coding region runs from base 1 to 1617 and encodes 538 amino acids. Gene Ontology annotation, molecular function: transmembrane transporter activity. Gene Ontology annotation, cellular component: membrane. Gene Ontology annotation, biological process: transmembrane transport.